Molecule: messenger RNA, 856 nt
Organism: Batrachochytrium dendrobatidis JAM81
Lineage: Eukaryota; Fungi; Chytridiomycota; Chytridiomycetes; Rhizophydiales
Exons: 9
Coding region: 56-856 (266 amino acids)
Biological process (GO): neuron projection morphogenesis; protein phosphorylation; MAPK cascade
Cellular component (GO): cytoplasm
Molecular function (GO): ATP binding; protein serine/threonine kinase activity
Source: RefSeq, a predicted model, not a curated record
CAAGCUCAAAGCCCGACCUUUUCAUUUUAGUUAUUGCAACUCUAUUUCAUUUAAAAUGGCUAGUGCAGCCAAACUACUCGCAAGCAUAUCUGUCAAGGAAGAUCCGGAACUUAUAUUUGACCUACUUGAGCAUAUCGGAACUGGGAGUUAUGGUGAGGUUUUCAAGGCACGACAUGUUCCAACUGGCAUCAUGACAGCAGUCAAAAUCAUCAAACUCGAGGCUGGAGAAGAACUUGACGAAGUUCUCAAUGAAGUUAAUUUUCUACGUGACUGCACUCAUGAAAAUAUCGUAGCCUACAUGGGAUGCUAUAUGAAACGAGGACCUGUAAAAGGACAAAAAGUGGUUUGGAUUGUUAUGGAAUACUGUGGUGGUGGUUCUGUUGAAGCCACUUGUAAAAAUCUGCGUGGAUGUCUUACUGAAAAAGAAAUUUCCUGCAUUAUUCACCAAUCUCUCAAGGGCCUGGCUUUUUUACAUUCAAAAAGCAAAAUUCAUCGGGAUAUCAAGUGCGGAAAUAUUUUAAUGACGGACAAGGGCGAAAUCAAGUUGGCGGACUUUGGGGUAUCCACACAACUCACGCGCACAUUUUCUAAACGGCAUACGUUUAUUGGAACACCAUACUGGAUGGCACCUGAAGUGAUUACAUCAGAGCAACAAGGAACAUCAUAUGAUGGCAAGGCCGAUAUCUGGUCCUUGGGAAUCACAGCGAUAGAAAUGGCUGAUGGCGCACCUCCCAUGUUUGAUAUGCAUCCCAUGCGCGUGUUGUUUAUGAUUCCUAAACUGGACUCACCUGUACUCAAGGACAAAUCCAAAUGGUACGUUUUUAUACGUUUUUUUUAUUUGGGUAUGAUGGUUUAA